CGCCGCAGUUGACCCAUUUCCCGGCCCGUCCCGGGCUCGGCCGGCCCCCGCGCCGAGGCGGCAGCUCCCUGCUGACUGGGGUGUGGGCGGGGAGCGGCGGAGGGAGGAGGAGGCGCUGCUGGCCGCCGCCGUUGCCUCGGCUGCUAGGCGCUGGGCAGCUCACUGGGCUUCUGCGGCCGCCAUGGACGAGCAGGCGGGGCCCGGCGUCUUCUUCAGCAACAACCACCCGGGUGCUGGCGGUGCCAAGGGUCUCGGGCCUCUGGCGGAGACGGCCGGGGACGGGGCGGCUGCGGCGGGGGCGGCCCGAGCUCAGUACAGCCUCCCGGGGAUCCUGCACUUCCUGCAGCACGAGUGGGCCCGCUUCGAGGUGGAGAGAGCCCAGUGGGAGGUGGAGCGGGCGGAGCUGCAGGCCCAGAUUGCCUUUCUUCAAGGGGAAAGGAAAGGUCAAGAAAAUUUGAAGAAGGAUCUUGUGAGAAGGAUCAAAAUGCUGGAGUAUGCUCUUAAACAGGAAAGAGCCAAAUACCACAAGUUGAAAUACGGGACAGAAUUGAAUCAGGGAGAUAUGAAGCCUCCAAGCUAUGAUUCUGAUGAAGGUAAUGAAACAGAGGUCCAGCCACAACAGAACAGCCAGUUAAUGUGGAAACAAGGUCGACAACUACUCAGACAGUAUCUGCAGGAGGUGGGUUACACAGAUACUAUUCUAGAUGUGAAGUCUAAACGAGUGCGAGCUUUGUUGGGCUUUUCAAGUGAUGUCACUGACAGGGAAGAGGACAAAAAUCAAGACUCAGUUAUAAAUGGCACAGAGGGUGAAAUUAAAGACACAGCAAUGAUUGGGAAAUCCGAGUUAACGGAUCCUGCCUCUGUGCUGGAUAAUUUCAAAUUCCCUGAAAAUGUAACUGCAGAUUUCAGUGAUGAAGAUGAAGAUGAUGACAUUGAUGGACGAGAGAAAAGCAUUAUUGAUACUUCAACAAUUGUUAGGAAAAAAGCAUUGCCUGAUAGCAGUGAAGAUCGAGAUACAGAAGAAGCUCUAAAGGAAUUUGACUUCUUGGUUACAUCAGAGGAAGGCGACAGUGAAUCUAGAAGUGCAGGCGAUGGAACAGACUGGGAAAAGGAAGACCAGUGUCUCAUGCCUGAAGCUUGGAAUGUGGACCAGGGAGUAAUUACCAAACUCAAGGAACAAUACAAAAAGGAGAGAAAGGGGAAAAAGGGGGUGAAGAGACCCAACAGGUCAAAACUACAAGAUAUGCUUGCUAAUUUAAGAGAUGUUGAUGAACUUCCCUCAUUGCAACCAUCUGUGGGUUCACCUUCCAGACCUAGCAGCUCCAGGCUUCCUGAACAUGAAAUAAAUAGGGCAGAUGAAGUGGAAGCACUCACAUUUCCUCCUUCUUCUGGGAAGUCAUUCAUCAUGGGAGCAGAUGAAGCUCUUGAAAGUGAACUGGGACUUGGAGAAUUGGCAGGCCUUACAGUCGCCAAUGAAGCAGAUACACUAACUUACGAUAUAGCAAAUAAUAAAGAUGCAUUGAGGAAGACUUGGAACCCUAAGUUUACAUUAAGAAGUCACUUCGAUGGCAUUCGAGCCCUUGCUUUCCACCCCAUUGAGCCUGUUUUGAUAACAGCAUCAGAGGAUCACACAUUAAAAAUGUGGAAUUUACAGAAAACAGCCCCAGCCAAAAAGAGCACCUCUCUUGACGUGGAGCCUAUCUAUACAUUCAGGGCUCAUAAAGGGCCGGUGCUCUGUGUGGUGAUGAGCAGCAACGGCGAGCAGUGUUACAGCGGUGGGACCGACGGGCUGAUCCAGGGCUGGAACACCACCAACCCCAACAUCGAUCCCUAUGACUCCUAUGAUCCUUCUGUUUUGAGAGGCCCUCUGCUCGGCCACACCGAUGCGGUCUGGGGUCUGGCUUACAGUGCGGCACACCAGCGCUUGCUGUCCUGCUCAGCAGAUGGCACUCUCCGCUUAUGGAACACAGCUGAGGCAGCGCCAGCCUUAAGUGUAUUUAAUGAUAAUCAAGAAUUGGGAAUCCCUGCCUCUGUGGAUCUAGUGAGCAGUGACCCGAGCCAUAUGGUAGCAUCGUUCAGCAAAGGAUAUACAAGCAUCUUCAACAUGGAAACACAGCAACGCAUUCUGACUUUAGAAUCCAAUGUAGAUAUGACCGCCAACUCUUCCUGCCAAAUAAAUAGAGUCAUCAGCCAUCCCACUCUUCCCAUCAGCAUCACUGCUCAUGAAGACAGGCACAUCAAAUUCUAUGAUAACAAUACAGGCAAACUGAUCCAUUCGAUGGUAGCCCACCUAGAAGCUGUUACAAGUUUAGCAGUUGAUCCUAAUGGCCUGUACUUGAUGUCUGGCAGUCAUGACUGUUCAAUACGUUUAUGGAACCUAGAAAGUAAGACAUGUAUCCAAGAGUUCACAGCUCAUCGGAAAAAGUUUGAAGAAUCAAUUCAUGAUGUAGCUUUCCACCCAUCCAAAUGCUAUAUAGCCAGUGCUGGAGCUGAUGCACUAGCUAAAGUCUUUGUAUGACAGAAUGCAUCCUCUUCACCUUCUAGCUCUUUAUAAAUAAUCGACUGCACAAAAGAGAUACAAGAGACCAGGGCAAGAAUCAACUCCUUUUGCCCUUUUGUUCUGCUGAAGGAGCACAGAGAACAUUUGUUAAAGUAUAGUUUUGCAAUUCGUAUACUGUUUUCUAAAACUAAGGUUUGUUCAGUUUGCUGCAAGCUCAGCUGAAUCUGUGAGCCUGAAACUGUUUCAAAUUUUUCCCAAAGUAGGAAUUUUUAUUUCUAAAGUUGUUCUAAUUCGCUAGGCAGGCCUGAGCGAACAUAGGUUUAGCUUGUCCCCUAUUGAGUAAAUGGGGCACAGUAUAAAGGAUAAUUAAAAAGCUUGAUGGCUGGGAAUGAAUAGAGGAAAAGCUGAAAUUUAGCCCUAGUUCUCCCCUGAGAAAUCUUGUUAAACACAUUAGGUAGUCAAAACAUUAAUCUUUACCAUAUCUGCUGAACUAAUCUCUGUAUGCAUAAUGACCAGGCAGUGUUAAAAUGAGUUUUUAAUUUAGCUCUCCUUUCAGCUGGUCACAUAAAGCACCUGGCAAAGCAUUUUACCUAUUAGGGAAGAAAAAAGAAAUGCAAUAAUAUGUUAAAUAUAUUAUUAUUCAGAAAUGCUAAACAUUCAGUUUGUAAGCAGAUAUCUAUAUUGUAUUACAUUUUUGAAAGUGCAUUUGGUACCAUUCUAAAGUUUAACUGUCAAAAACACUCAACAUUAUGAAGAAUAGUUGAUAGACUCUGCUUUUACUAAAGGAUUUAACUUAAUUCAGGUGUAAGAUUCUGUUUAUUUUUAAGGGCAAGCAGGGCAUAUCUUUAUAAUAAUUUCUAUUAAUUUUAAAAUUCACUUUAUUCAUGAUAUUUAUAGUAUCAGAGUGAUUAUUUCAUAUUGAUAAAAUCUUAACUUUUCAGUGGUUGAAGAGAUUAUAGUCAUUUGCAAGUAUUCAUUCCUCAAAACCCACAUAACCACAUCUCGGAUGAUCUUUACACUUUCCUUUUGUCUCUCACAGUCAAAUUAUCUGAUACCUACCAAAAAAUGGUUCAUAAUUAUGUUUUAACAGUGCAAGGGGUAUGGUUAAUCUCAGUGAGCUACUUUUACAAACAUACUAAAUAAAGCAAAUGUUUUAUACUCCAGAAGUCCUCUAUUAGCAUCUCCAAUAAGAAGAACCUCUUGAAAAGCUGGAUGGAAGAGUUCAGUGUAUAAUAUUGGAUAAAUAGUUUUCUCUCUCUCUUCCCCUCCCUACCCCUCAUCCAUUGUUUAAUUUAAAACACGGCAUGUUUUCAUGGGCAGUGAGUCAGUGUCGUUUCUGGGGAACCAUGUCAUAAAGGACCAGGGUUCCCUGAGCCCCUUGCCUCUGACCAACGUGUUCUGUCGGCUCUUGGGAUGCCCGUGACCCUGCUCCCUGACCCUGGGGCACAGACGUCGUCCCUGCACCCCCCCCCUCUCCUCGCACUCUCUUGUUUGCUCACAAUGUCAGAGACCAAUCUAGAAAUUGGAAAUAAGUUACUAAUGUCCAACUUUUCGGCAAAAUGUAUAUAUAAUAGGCUUUCAGACUUUUAAAAAAAAUACAUGUCCAUAAAUAUUCUAACUUUUUAGUACAAUUCCUACAUUCCUAUCCCCACAUAUUCCAUUGUCAUAGCAAUUGCACUUCUAAUGAUAUGUACUCCUUGAAGAAUUAUUCUGGCAUUGAUGUGGAUGAUAAUUGACAAUUUUUCUUUAAAAUUUCUGCUUGUCUGCUUCUAGAAUUCUUCAGUUUACAGGCAAAGUAUCUUUAAAGUGAAGGGCCUGUGCUAAAUUUGCUUGGUUGUUAUACAAAUAUGCUUUAAUAUUUUGACACAGAUACCUGGUCCUUUCAUCUGUGCUUUGGUUAACACUGGGCUCAAGGGACUCUUUUGUGUAGUCAGAUGAAUUGACUUGGACAUGAGCUACCACAUCGUGGCCGAGCUCCAUACCAGGUGAAUGUUUAUAUUCCCAGGCACAUAUGGCAUUCCACAUUGUGUCUGGUAAAUUCCUCCUUUGGUUCUUCACAGAGUAAAGUAAUGGUGUUGCUAGCCUAACAUUUGCAGAAGGAUACUGGAAAAUUCUAGCCAGGUGCCCACCCUUGGCAUGUUUAUGAUGGACAACUGCAAAGUUAUUGUUCUACCAGUUAUUGCUUUAAUUACCUUCCAAGGUAAUUAAAGAUCUUCAGUACCACCUUUAUUUAUGUCACUGAAAUUCUCAAAGCCAAGACUCUCUCUUCACCUACAUUUUAUACCUCAUGGUUGAAAUUUUUCUGGUAGUGAGUGAAAAACAACCAAGAGAUAUGUAGACCAUAGUGCAAAUGAUGGACCUGUUGAAGGUUCCUUAGGAAGCCAGUGCUGUGCCUCUGGAGACUGUACAUAGAAACAGAGAUUCUUCUGUACUAGUGCUGUGUGAGAGCAGCCUAGCAGUGAGCCAAAGCUGCCUUCCAGUCUGAUAAAAACAUAUACACGUGUCUGAUUUUUCCCUCAGCCUAUUGAAAAGGCGAGCAAAAUUCACAAAAUGAAAAAAAAAACCCCAUGAUUUGAACAGUCAUUGAAAUGCUUUCAUAGGGCUUGGUUUGUAAAUAUUUUGGAUGAAAUGUAUUGGAAUAGUAUGAAAAUCAAGAGAUGUGGGUUCCUGCCUUAUUUUCAUAUGCUGUGUACAUCUCUGGGAGCUCACAGCACCCUUCUCAAAACUCAGCUGUCAUAUGGAGCUCAUUUGCUACUCGGACCAUAGAUUGAUAUUUAACAUAAGUGGUAUAAUGACCUUCAGUAUUUUUCUAUUGAACAGGUUUAUCAAUUUUUGCCAUUAAAUAGAUAAUUCGUUAUGCAAAGUAUUUAGAUUUUAUAAUCAUUUUAGUUAUGACUAAAAGGGAAGAAAUUGAGCUGCAUCACUGAUAAUGAACUUUGUGAGAAAUUUUUUGUUUAGCUGACUUUCAUUCCUUCAGUAUUGUUAUAAAUUUCUGUUGGAGAGGAUGAAGAUUUAUUUGAAAAUGUCUAAAAUGUAUGUAAAUUUUAUAAAUAUAUAUUAUAUAUAUUGUAGGAAUAUAUAUAAUAUAUAUAGGCUAUAUAUAUAUAUAUAUAUAAAACCAUAGGUGCAUUUUACUGUUUUGUAUUUUCAUUUUUGGAGGUAGUGUACACAGCAGGUAAAGAGGAGUGUGAUGGGUGUUGUGCUGUUUGCUUCUGCCGUAUAAUAUACAGAGUUCCAAAUGUUUAAAUGACUGUAAAUACGAUAUUCAUUAUAGGCUAGCAUGCUUGUUUUAAAGACUGUCAUUCUAGUUUAUUAAAAUCUGAAUGUAAGAAAACUUGGCUAUUUAAAUGUGAAUUGAAAAAUAUUUCAAUCUCAGUACUGAACUAUUUCCAUCAAACAUUCAGGAUUUUUAACAAAAACAGGUAUCAUCAAGAAGGCAAUAGCUAGAGAGAGAGGUGCCUUUAAAAAAACCCACAAAUGCAGCCUUACAGUGAGGAUGAGGACUGAGUUUGGGGGGGAGGGGGAGAGAGAGCGAGGACAACUGUGUGUGUGUAAUGUGUGUGUGUGUGUGUGUGCAUGCCCCAAUCUGUGAAGGUCCCAAUUUGUGACCGUAAUGUCUUUUUAAUGUAUCUGCUCAGCGUCUAGGACUUCAGGGGACAUUUCAUGCGCUGUCUUUGUGCUCUUCUGAGCACCGUUUAUACUUUCCAAGAAUUCUGAAUGUGAAUUCCUAAAUAUUUUAAUAGUGAAGAAAAUAACUCUUUAUUUCAUUAUAGUCAAGUUCAGGUAAAAGGGGAAAUUAUUGGCUCACCAAAAUUAUGGGGUCUCAUUCAUGUUGGAUAAGUAAAUGUAAUUUUUAAAAACUCAUUUUUUUUUAGUAUUUCAUAUAUUUCCCCCUUAUACAAGAUCAUGUCAUGAAAUUCUUAUGUAAUGGACAUUCAACUAGUAAAAAUUAUUUUUAGAUAACACCAGAACUAGUUAAAAUUCCACCUAAGAAUAGUAUUUAAAUGGCAUCUUUCAUAUCUACCUCUUUGUCAUUGCUGCCAUUUUAACGAAAGCAAACCUUUAUGACAUCUGAAAUGAUGGUUGGAUGCAAUUUAAAAAUCUAUGUUGGUGCUUUUCUCAGGCUUUGUCAUUUUAAGUUAUAUUGAACUAAGAUGUCACAAAUCAGAUUGAAAGACAUAGAAUUAAUUUUGAUUUUUUUUGGAAAGAACUGCUUAAAAUUUAUCAUUGAUAUUGAUAGUUAAGAUAGUUAAUCUCUGAUUAGUAUAUAUGUCUGUGUGAUGUUUUCAACCAAGAGCCAAACUGUUAAUGAAUUUAUAUGGAAAAAGAGCUCUAAGUAUAAUUUUCUUCAGCUUACUUUACUCUUUGGAAACUAUUUCAAGGCAAUUAAGUACAUAAUCAUUAGUUGUAUUUACUUAGCAGUUGCCUCUGUUACUGUUACUUGUUUAGUUAUUUAUAUAAUUGCAGACUUUUAAGUGUUUGACACUGGGAGUCAGGUUGUACAAAAGUAGUUGUUGGCAGAAAUUAUAUGUAUAUUUUUGUGAAGUGUAUCAAUUCCCAAAGUUCAUUUUAGGGGAUGGUCCAGAAGACUAACAGCUGUGUUUAGAAACAGAAGAUAGGUCAUUGGUAAAUGAUUGAAAUAAUUUUUACCUUUGCCAGUGAAGGCUUUUUAAUUGGCCAGAUUCAUUAUCCAACUGGGUCUCCAUGUCACUAUAAGGAACAGAAGGUUGACAAACUAACAGAUUGCAUCAGGGUUUUUUUUUUAUUAUUCUUAAAACAAGUAUUAGGCCAAUCAGAGAUCCUAGAUCCCACUUACUUAUUCUAGCAGCAUUCCUGAAGUAGUGCUUAGGGGUCAGAAUUUCCUGGAUCUUUGCUGAUCAAGCUUUAGAUUUGAUUUAGCUGGGACCACAUGUUUGUCAUCCCUCUGAUGCAAAUUAGAAAGUUCAUUUUAAUUUAGGUUAACUGUAAUGUCUGCCUGGGUUUUUAACAGGCUGUGAACCAGUGAGUGCCUUGUUUAUGUAGAAUGAUUUUUUCUGGUUGUAUAUUAGCUCCUUUCUGAAAAUGUCUCCAAGAAUGGUAUUUUAGUUGACUUGGAGAGAGGGCUGCUUAACUUGGUGUUACCAGCGAGCAGAAAGUUUUCAGUGUGUCGCAUUCCUCCCUCCCUCCCCUUUUCUUGUUUGGCUGAAGUUUGCCUUUUGUGAGAAACAAAUACAACCCCCCUUCUCCACACGGUUUUCCAAUCCCCAUGAAGAGUUAUCCCCUACACUCAUCCCAACUGUAUGGUCUAGUAACUGUUUUUAGGAGGAACCACUUAUUUGUAGUCCUGAAACCUAUCGGUUAUUUUAUGUGUUCUCGACUUCAGUUUACUAGAGCUGACCUCAGGGCAUCAUCAGUUCAGAUUCCUAUAUAACUCCUUUUUUCCACAUGCUACCCCCUCUUCCCCCCUCCCCGCCCCCGCCCAAACUGGUGAACCCUGGGCCAGAUUGUUUGAUAUUCAGGUAUUUUAAAUAUCAGUUAUAAUAUCAAUUAAUGUAAAUUAAUCCAAAUGCUAAUCUUUGUGGUGCAAGAAGUUUCUUUUGUAAAUUCAGGGUAUAGAUAAGCUAAUUAAGAUAUCCUUUUUUGGUGGCUCUACGUGUAUUACUUGUUUUUAAAUAAAGUAUACAAAUAUAGAUAAUGUGCUAUAGGUGUCUCAUGAAUUGAAAUAUGUGUCAGAUUUGGAAUCUAGCAUAUUUGCAGUUAAAAAUACUUUUAAUGCAACCUGAUUUUGUUAUUUUGGGUGCUGCUAGAGGGGUACAGAGAAAUAAAAGGGUGUUAGACAAAGUAGCUGUGAAUCCAAAAUAACGAACCAUACUUAACUAUUAAUUGUAAGAACGGUGGAGGAGUUUAUCAUGAUAGAGAGUUUGGACCUUUGGAAGGCCAGUGAAGUGAAAAAUACCCCUUAAGAUUGGAUCAACGGUACUUUCAGGGACAUGGGCUUAUUUUUUUCAAGUGUUCAGUUAUAUAAUUUUUAAAAAUUAUAUAUGCAUGUAUAUAAAUUUAUUUAUUUUUUCCUUAUUUGGCUACUUAACAGACAAGCAUUAGCCUUUUCCUUUCCCUUGCUCCUUCAGAUCAACAUUAUGUUUUCAAAGGCUUCCCUGCCCCAAACUCUGUUCCAAUCUGGAGUCACAAUACUGUAUGGAAUCUAAAUGAUACCCCUUCUGGUGCCCUUGAAACCUACCCAUUGUUCUUCGAUGUUUUGAAUGCUGCUGUAGCAAUAAGUAUAUACCUUUGGUGUAUACAUAUUUUUCAGUAGUGUCAGAAAUGUCCCUUUUGUUCCUUUUAAUGAGAACUGAGACAUAUUUGUCUAGAGCUAUUUUAGACUACUCUAGCUCAGAAGGUCAAUAGGACUCCCAAGUUUUUCAUGGACCGGUGGACCCCUGGGGCCAGCCCAGGUUCAGGGUGGUAUUCUUACUUGGAUUGGGUUUCCCAAUACAGCCACUGAGGUUUUGAGGGGUCCCGCAAUUGUCAUGGCACUUGGGGUGUACUCUAGGAAACCUGGGAGUGGGCAGCACUGUCUAACCCAGCACCACCACUGUGGAGUACCCUACAUGACUACAACUUGUUAUUUCUUAGUUACCAAUGCAUGGGACACUCUGGUUCUAGAAGGAGCACCGAUAUACAGCUCUGAAAAAACGGAAUUGUUAUUUUCUGGAACACACAUUUUAACUUAGUGUAUUUUUCCUACUUUGAAAACCAAACAGUCCAAAAUCCACUAAACAAAAAAAAUGACUCACUUCAAAUUUCACUUAGUUCCUGCCAACCCUUAACCCCUGUGUUAGUCCUAGUUGUUAUUAGACCAAAGGUAAUGGUGGUGUGGUAAGAGUUGAAGACGGAUCUGAUUAUCUGGGUAAACAGUGUCGGCCAUAUACUGCUAAUUGGAAGGGAUUAUUUCAUAGGAAAUUCUGUCCUUGGUAACUCAGCCAUUCACCUUACAUGAAGACUGGUCCAGAUGCCUAACUCUACAUUACUUUCCCUAUGUGCCUCUUUAAAGAGAUAAUUAAUCCAGUGAUGUAAAGGAAAGCCCACAGGAAAACAUCUGUUAAAUAGCACUUGGAGUACUAGAGUUAGUAUUUAUUAAUUCAUGUGCCAAAGUUUUUCAUGCCCUUGUAAGAUCCAGUGCGUAUACCAGGUUCCCAAUCUAUAACCUCAAACCAAAGAUAUUUUUGAAUUACCUCAUAUAAUAGCAUCAAAUUAAGGGUAAUGGUAAGGACACCCACAAAUGAGAGUCUCGUACUGAAAAAUGUUAAUUAAAAGCUUCAUAGAGAACAAAAUUUAAUGUUAAGCGUGAGUUAUAAAAAUGUUCAUGAUGUAUAUAAAAUGUGCUGCAAUAUUGAAGUAUAUUAACGUUUAAUUACUUCUUUAUGGGAGUGGCACCAGGGCAGAAAUUUUUCAUGAACAAGAUUAACUUACCUUAGAGCAAAAGAAAUUUCAUCAGAAAGUUUACUUUGGGUGCCGGCUAACUUGGGCAGGGGUGUGGGGAAAGAAGUACCACACUGAGAAGGAAAGGCCCACCACCCAGUGUCUCCCUUUCUCUCUGAAUGGCUUGGAAAGCUGACCUCUGAGGUCUUUUUGACCUCUAAAAGUGAGUGAUUCCAAUUCUGACUUGUCAUUGCUUCCUGUUAUCUAAAGGAUUUUAGGAAAUAAUCGGAAUUCUCUUGACGCCCCCUGGUAAAGUGUCAAGACAACACAGCUUUGAUUACAUUUUAGGAAGCUAUAUUGACAUAGGCCCAGGAAUGCCAUGCCAUCUGCAUGUCAGAAUGAAGACUAGACGUGUUAGAAACAUCCACAUGUGAUGUCCGUGAUGGUCGCAUGAAAAGAUGAGAGAGUCCUUUCUAUUGGAUCAGUUCUGUUUUGAAUGACUUUGAGUGCUUUUAAAAGCAUUUAAAACAGAUGUUUACAUCUUUUUCUACAGAGUUGAACCUACAUAUUUUAGAAUAUCCUGUUGAUGGAGUAAUUUCACUCAAGGUAUAUUUAAGAAGAAACUCAAUGAUCUCACGUAUCUUUUGACUGUCAUUGAUCAAUAACACUCCUAUACACAUGCACCCAAUACCCAACUGCUAUGUAGGAAUGCUUUUCUAUAUGGUAAAUGUCUCAGCGUUUUGCUGACAGGAAAAGCAAUAGUCUUGUGUGUGGCUUACAGGUAAACAUGGAACCUUAUGCAUUUGGUCCAUUAAAAUGAAUGGAAUGUUAAGAUACUAACAAUGCUAAUAGUAGUGUCCCCCUCAGAGCUAACAACAUUAAGGUUAAGUUCAACCUAUUUGCCAUGCAUGGAUUUUAAAAGUGUGCAGGUACAACCAAAGUACCCUUUAACAAUCAAUUUACUUAAGUGAAAGCUUUGUUCUUUGAUGAAAUAGCACCUGUUCAGUUUCAUUGUCUCAUGGUCGGAGAAAUCAGGCUUUCUCCCAAAUCUAAAACGUUCAGACUUUAGCUUACUCCUUUUGAAGAGUCCUCUGAACAAGCAAGACUAUAAGCUCCUGUUUCUCAUUGCUGUAGGAUACCUAGGAACACAUGUCUUAAUUUUUCCAAUUAAAAAAACAAAGCUGGCAAGCAUACUUUUUUUUUUCCUUUAAAACAUUGCUUUCUGGAGGCAGAAGUGAUUUCACUUUUGAACUUGAGGAUUGUACACAGAUCCAGGCAGAUUUGUGUUGUGAAUGUAAACACAAAAGUUUUAUUUUGUUUGAUUUUUUAGAAAUUAUUUUGAGUACAAAAAUUGGCAAGGAAGAUAAAAAUUUAUUUCAUAUUAUCUUUUAAAGUAUUGAAUUUUUUUGAGGUAUGGGUAGCCCAUAAUGUGAUGGGUUUUAUUCAGAAUGCCUUGAUUCUACCCUAUCCUCAGCUCAGAUUUUACAUAUUAAGUACUGCUCAUUUGUCAACUAACAAAAUAAAACAGUUCAUGGCUAUUUGCUUUAGUCUCUAUAAUCUGCUUGAGGCAGGGACCAGAGUGUUUGUGUUGUUUUUUCUUUUUAAUUAAAUAUAUAUUCCCCUUAGCACCUCUCCUGGUGCCUUACCAUAUAGGAAGUACUCAGUGAAUAUUUGUUGGUUGAGUAAUCAGAGAAUACAUUUCCAAAAUAUACAGUUCCUCAAAGACCAAAAAAACCCCAAAACCCUGCCAGUCCCUAGACACUCUCAAAUAUGUUUAAAUCUGUGGAACUGAGUCUAAAAUUGAGGUCUGUCUGUACCUUAAAGUGAGGAGGGAUUUGGACUCACCUGGAGGUAGCAACAGUGCCCAGGGCAACGCCCUCCUUGUGCCUGCCUUGGAGCAAAGCAUAUGGGGGACAAGGAGUUGUCCUCAAGCCACGGAGGAAGGAAGCUCCAGUAGAAGCUUGUCAAAACAGGCAUUCCCCUGGGGAGCUUGCUUUGGAGUUGAGGAAUCUGGGACAAAAUCUUUCAGAAUGUUCUCAGGGCUGCUGGUUGUCUUGAAGAUUUGAUGGUAAUUAUCUUAAUGUCUGUUAACUCACCUAGGAGUACGUUCAGUGUUGUCUUGGUUUGCGGCUACACUUCAGCAGAGCCCAGGUGGCUUGUGGCCUUGAGCUGAACAGCUUAACUGCUUCAGGGGCAAAAUAAUCAAGUUAAGAGUAGAUAAUUCUAUUUCACAGUCAAAUGCCUUUUAAAAUCUUAAUAGAAUCAUCAACAGAGUAGUGAAUCAACAGAAUGAAAUAUUCAACUAAAUAAAUCUCAGAAUAUGAAAUCUAUAUAGCAUGUAAAAUUAUAUCUCUUUUUUUAAAAACUCAAAUAUGAUUCAUCUAAGAUCAACACAGCACAUAGCAAAGAACAGGAUUUUGGCCCAGAGGACAUUUAUUGUGACAUUGUAGACAAGCUUACUCUUCCAAGUUGAUCCUUGUCUAUGGAAUGGGGAUUAUAGAUCUACCUAAAAAGUAGAUUGGUUUGAGGUAACAAAUAAAACACCUGAUAAAAUCAGGCAGUAAUAAGCAUCCAGCAAAUAAUUUAUUCACUCCUUGAAUUCAGACUUCUUAACCAUGUGAUUCUGUCGCACUCCCAAUAGCGUCUAGAAUAUCAGGUUUUUAAGAGAAAUAAGGUUUAAAUGAACACGGAGAGUAGUCCUGAAGACUACUUUAUUAUACAUAAAGCAUUGCUUUCCUCAAAUAUCUGAGUGCCUGUUUUGUGCCAGACAGUUCUUGGUGCUGGUGUCAGUGGUGAACAAAAUUCUUUACCGGAUGCAGUUUCCAUUCCUGUGGGCAGGGGAACAACACAUAAUAUAUAUAGAAUAUUAGUGGUAAGUGCUGAGGAAAAAUGAAGCGUGAGAGGGAGAUGAUUUUAUGUUUUUCAGAUUAUAAAAAUGCAAAUUAAGAGAACUGUAAUACAAUUAAAAGAACACAAAAGCAAUAAAUGGAAUAAUAAAGGGCAUGAUGCAGAGCUAAUAACCCACCGUCCCAUUUCACCCCACCUCCCUUGUAGUAGCCCAAUAUCAUGUCUGCUGCUGUUCGUAGUAAUACGGAUACACAUACUACAUACGGGGUUGGGGUUUUGUCUUCUACCCAUAAUCUGCAACUUGCUUUUAAAUUUUUAUGUGUAUUAUGAGCACCUUAUAAAUCUACAUAUAUACAUAGCUUUAUUUUGAAUUUCUUAAUAUACACAAUCUUAUAAAUAAAAGGUGGGGAUUUUUUUUGGCGGGUCAGUUUGCUUUAGAUAAGUUGGGUUAUACAUAUUCCCUGCAUCUUUUCUCAUCCAACAAUAUGUUAUGAAAACCCCUCCAAGUCUAUCUCAUAGCUCUUACUGCAUUCUUUUUAAUGCUGUAUAGUACUCUGUGUUGAUAACUUAAAAUUCCAUUACCAGUGGGCUUUUACUUUGUUACCAGAUUUUUUCCAAUGAUGGCAGUUGUGACUGCGGACAUACUCACAACCAUGGUGGUUUAAAAAGUCCCCGGGGAAGGAUUGCUCGGUUGAGGGAUAUGUAGAUUUGAAGUUUUUAACACAUGUUGACAAGACUGUUUCCCAAAAAGUUGGGUACAAUUUAUGUCCUUCAGUAAGUGUAUACAAUAGUCUUUACCAUUUAUACCCACCAGUAGUAGCUAUUGUAUUUUUUUGUUUAAAGCCUCUUAAUGGGUAUAGUGAUUCCCCAGUGUUGCUUUAUUUGCAUUUUCCUGACCACUGAAAACCUGGACAUUUUUUCCUAUGUUCUUUGGUCAUUUGAAUUUCACUCACAAUUAAAUUACUAUUGCAUUAGUGUUCUAUUGCUGUAUAACAAAUUACAACAAACUUAGCAGCUUAAAACAAAAUUCAUGUUUCCUCAUAGUUCUUGUGGGUUAGAGCUUCACGCAGGCUUGAUUGGGCUCUCUGGUGCCCAGUAAGGCUGAAGUGAAGGUGUGUGCCAGGUGGGACUCUUAACCGAAGUCCCUGAAGAAGAAUUCACUUCCAAGUUUAUUUUGUUGGCAGAAUUUGAUUUCUUGCAAGUCUAGAGUGCAGGGCAGUUGUAGGACAGAGGUCUCUGUUUCCUUGCUGGCUGUUCACCAGGCAUUGUCCUCAGCUCCUGAAGGUCACUUUCUAGUCCUUGCAGGUGGUCACUUCCAUCAUCAAAUUUAUCAAGGAUUCAUUAGACCCUUGUUGUGCUCACCCUUCUGUAUUCUCUUGUGCUACCACCAAGAGAAAACUCUCUGCUUUUAAAGAGCUCAUGUGACUAGGGUAGGCCCACCUAGAUAAUUUCUGUAUGUUAAGGUAAACUGGUUAGCAACCUCAAUCACAUCUGCCAAGUCUCUGUACUCUGUAAAUGUAACAUUGUCAAGGGAGUAAUCCAGUGGCAAAAGAUCUUGGGAGUCAGAUUCUGCCUACCACAAAUAUUUAUAUUCUUGCUUCUGCCUUUACAUUUACUUUUAUUUUUAUUCAUACUUUUGUCCAUGUUUAUAUUGUGUUUGGCUUUUUCAUUUAACUAGUUUGUAGGAGCUUUUCGUAUAGUACAUAGAGACUUUCUACUCUUGGUUGCGAACAUUUUUUCUAACUAUUGUAAGUUGCCUGUUGACCGCAUUAAUCAGUAUGUUUUCCAUAGAAAACUUAGCCAUUUGGAUUUUACUCUUAAGGGGAAUUGCAUAUUUAUAUUUGUAUUCACAUUUAAAGUUUUUACUUUUUCAUUUAUUUUUUUAUUUUAUUAACAUUUUCAUAUUUGCAGUCUUUUAAAAAAUUGUAAGUGCUCUUUGUAUAUUGUAUAUAAACUCUUUCUUUUAAUUUGCAAAUUUCCCCCAAAUCUAUAAUUUGUUAACCAUAUUUAUAAUUCCUUUUCCCAUAUAAAACUUUAUAUUAGUAUACAGUCAAGUAUAUUCUAUUAUUUUGCAAUAUAUGGACAUUUGUGAAUAUAUAAAAAUUUCAAAGUAUUCUAUAUUGAUUAAGGUCUUCAGCCCCAGGUGGCACGUAUAAUCUAGAAUAGCUUCUGCAUUUUAUUUUUGGUGUUUGCCAUUGGUGACAUUCACACUUGUCUUUACUCCGUUUGGAAUUUGUUUUUGUAUUGAAUACAAGAGAUGGAUCCCACUGUACUUUCUUCUAAGUGGUUUGCUAGUUGUUUCCUCACUCUUUAGUAAUAAACUCUCUUUUCCCAAUGAACUGAAAUGCCAAGGUUGUCAUAUAUUACAUUUUUGUAUAUAAUGGGAUGUUUCAAUAUACCUUUCUGUUUCACUUUCAGUUCUCUUUACAUAUGGCAAUAUCAUAUGAAUUCAAUUACAGUGACUUACAAUGUUUGUAUACAGUGACUUUAUAAAAUGGCAAGGUAGAGCUUUUUCUCUCCCACACUCCUGCCUACUGCUUUUUUUUUUACUACCUUUCUUUGCUAUUCUCAUGCAUUUGAAGUUUGUGAUAAUUUUACCCAAUUAGGGGUUGAAAUUGCAUGAAAUUUACAGAUUACCUUUGGGGAAUUUGACACAUGAUAUUGUCUUCUAAGAACUAAGAAAAUCAUACCACUCUCUGUUUGCUCAGAUCUUUUCUGCAUCUUCAGUAAGUAUUGAGCAUUUUCUUCAUUUACGUCCUGCAUCUUUUUUAUUAAAUGUAUCCUUGUUUCUUAGCUUUUUGGUCAUUAUUGUGAAUGGAUUUUAAAACCCAUUUCCAUUUCUAAGAGCUUAUUAUAAAUAAAAAGCCUAUUUUUUUCUGUGUACUUAUCUUGAAUACAACGAAUUUAUUAAUAUACUUUCUAGAUUUUUCUUGUUAAUUCCAGACUUUCCCUGGUAAUGUAAUAAUGACUCUCACAAAAAUAUUUGAACUUUUCCCCAGUGUUUGACAGAUCCUUUUCUAGAAUCUUUGUUGUCUAAAGCUCUAUUAUAGUGUUGAGUGAAAAUGGUGAUAGGUAUUUCUGUUGUUGAUUUUAGUUGAAAUAAUUCAAGUAUUUAGUUCUUUAGAAUAUUUGUGUUACUAUUCAGUGAAGAAUAUUAUUAAAUAAGUUAUUUCCUGUUUUA
Messenger RNA from Phyllostomus hastatus (greater spear-nosed bat), 15926 nucleotides. It is a transcript of the gene STRN, whose product is annotated as striatin. Gene Ontology annotation, cellular component: dendrite. The transcript is spliced from 18 exons. The record is from RefSeq and is a predicted model, not a curated record. Lineage: Eukaryota; Metazoa; Chordata; Mammalia; Chiroptera; Phyllostomidae. Gene Ontology annotation, molecular function: protein phosphatase 2A binding; armadillo repeat domain binding; protein-containing complex binding. The coding region runs from base 182 to 2518 and encodes 778 amino acids.